AUGUCGGUGACGCUGCACACGAACCUGGGCGACAUCAAGUGCGAGGUGUUCUGCGACCAGGUGCCCCGCACGGCGGAGAACUUCCUGGCCCUCUGCGCCAGCGGCUACUACGACGGCACCGUCUUCCACCGCAACAUCAAGGGCUUCAUGAUCCAGGGCGGCGACCCCACCGGCACCGGCAAGGGCGGCACCUCCAUCUGGGGUACCAAGUUCGCCGACGAGUUCAGGGAGUCCCUCAAGCACAACGCGAGGGGGAUCAUGUCGAUGGCCAACAGCGGGCCCAACACCAACGGCAGCCAGUUCUUCAUCGCCUACGCCAAGCAGCCGCACCUCAACGGCCACUACACCAUCUUCGCCAAGGUCAUCCACGGGUUCGAGGUGCUCGACCUCAUGGAGAAGGCGCAGACCGGCCCCGGGGACAGGCCGCUCGCCGAGAUCAGGCUCAACCGCGUCACCAUCCACGCCAACCCGCUCGCCCUCUGA
Messenger RNA from Miscanthus lutarioriparius, 483 nucleotides. The record is from the annotation of a GenBank genome assembly. NCBI's taxonomy places the organism in Eukaryota, Viridiplantae, Streptophyta, Magnoliopsida, Poales, Poaceae.